AUGGCUCGAUUUUGGAAUUUUUGUUGGACUGUUGGACCUCUUGUGGUUGAAGUCUAUGGAGGUUCAAAUGAUGCGGAAUUUGGCUCGAUUUUGGAUUUCUUUUUGACCUCUUAUGGGUUGAAGUCUAUGGAGGUUCAGAUGCGGCGGAGAAACGUCCGUCGGCGGCAAAGCUGCAGCGCAAAGGGGAAGCACAGCUUAGCUCAGAGAGAGCAAUCUAGUCUAUCGACAAUGGCUCGUGGCUUGAAGAAACACUUGAAGAGGCUCAAUGCACCCAAGCAUUGGAUGCUUGACAAGCUUGGUGGCGCUUUUGCACCUAAGCCAUCAUCUGGACCUCACAAAUCCAGAGAAAGCUUUCCCCUGCUUCUUAUUCUCAGGAACAGGCUGAAGUAUGCCCUCACAUACCGUGAGGUCAUUGCUAUAUUAAUGCAACGUCAUGUUCUUGUUGAUGGGAAAGUUAGGACUGACAAAACCUAUCCGUCUGGCUUUAUGGAUGUUAUAUCCAUCCCCAAGACUGGCGAAAACUUCCGCCUGUUGUAUGAUACAAAAGGCCGUUUCCGUCUUCACUCUCUUCGGGAUGAGGAAGCAAAGUUCAAGUUGUGCAAGGUCAGGUCUGUCCAGUUUGGACAGAAAGGCAUCCCUUACCUGAAUACUUAUGAUGGCCGUACUAUUCGUUACCCAGAUCCCCUCAUCAAAGCUAAUGACACCAUCAAACUUGAUUUGGAGACCAAUAAAAUCACCGACUUCAUCAAGUUCGAUGUUGGCAAUGUUGUCAUGGUUACUGGAGGAAGAAACAGAGGCCGGGUUGGUGUGAUCAAGAACAGAGAGAAGCAUAAGGGCAGCUUUGAGACCAUCCAUGUCCAAGAUGCCACCGGUCAUGAAUUUGCUACUCGUCUGGGCAAUGUGUUCACCAUCGGCAAGGGUAGUAAGCCUUGGGUGUCCCUUCCCAAGGGUAAGGGUAUCAAGCUGUCUGUCAUUGAGGAGCAGAAGAAGAGGCUGGCUGCUCAAUCAGCCACUACUGCUUAA
Messenger RNA from Oldenlandia corymbosa var. corymbosa, 1023 nucleotides. Lineage: Eukaryota; Viridiplantae; Streptophyta; Magnoliopsida; Gentianales; Rubiaceae. The record is from the annotation of a GenBank genome assembly.